UCCACCGCCGCGGAUACUUGCCAGAACGCAGCCCAGCACUGGCCAUAUCCCAACUUGGACUGGCGUCUCCACUACCUUUAAGUCCACGCAGUAAGCUCCUGGGCCACUCACUGGAUGACAUUGAAGAUCUCCGCACGGUUCAGCCGCGGAUUUGCUCUUUUGGACGAGCAGAGUUCUCUUCAGUGAAGUACCGGAGAUGUCUUGAACUGCGGGUGGACGUCGCUAAUCUCAUAAGUUUAUAAGGGCAGGUUCACCUCGGACAUUCAGGUUUCCUCCUCCAGCAAUCUACCUUCGUCUUACAACUCCCGAAAGUUGGGAAUCGAACACCAAUCCUCGAUCAUUAUUUGGCAUCGUAGUCAAUAUCUUUCAGACUUUUAAUAUCAAAUUACCAAGGCAUCGCUCGACAAUCAUGGGCUUUAAUGUCGCUUCCCUUUGGCAGGUGCCAGAGAUCAAUCCGGUCAACGGAAAAGCUCGUUCGAUUCCUAUUCUAAACCCGAUCAACAAAUAUGGAAGAGUAUUUACAUUCUCAUGGCUCGGUUUCAUGAUUGCAUUCCUUUCAUGGUAUGCCUUUCCACCAUUGUUGGUUGUCACCAUCAAGAAGGAUCUCCACCUCAGUCAAAAUGAGAUCGCAAACUCCAAUAUCAUCGCCCUUACAGCCACUCUUCUCGUACGUCUCGUUGCUGGACCCUCAUGUGAUCGUUUUGGUCCUCGAGUCACUUUUGCUGCCUGCUUACUCCUUGGCGCCAUCCCAACUGCUCUCGCAGGCACUGUCAACUCUGCCGCAGGCCUCAUGGUCCUCCGAUUCUUCAUUGGUAUCCUCGGGGGUUCUUUCGUCCCAUGUCAAGUGUGGUCAACAGGUUUCUUCGACAAGAAUGUUGUCGGCUCUGCCAAUGCAUUGACAGGAGGAUGGGGAAACGCAGGUGGUGGAAUCACAUACUUCGUCAUGCCCGCUAUCUUCGACUCCCUUGUGAGCAAGCAACAUCUUUCAGCUCACGUGGCAUGGAGAGUGGCGUUCAUUGUCCCAUUUAUCCUCAUUACCGCCGCAGCACUUGGUGUGCUCCUCCUCUGCCAAGACACCCCAACCGGCAAAUGGUCAGAACGUCACCUUGCCGUUCAACAAAACCUCCAAGCCCAUGGUAUCCGCGCCGGAAUCGUUGACGUCCCAGGUGCCAUCACUGAUCGCAAGGUCGAAGGAGGUGUUGCAAACUCCAACUCCGGAGACGAGAAGCGUAUGGAGGAAGAAGGCGGCAUUGCGAAGGCCAAGCACGGCGAUUAUGACCACGAAGCCAGUAUGGACGAACAACAGAUGCUAGACACCGCUCGUGGAGAAGUAGUCGUCAAACCUUCCUUCAAAGAAGCAAUCCACGUCGUUUUCUCCCCCCAAACAGCCGUGGUCGCCUUCUGUUACUUCUGCUCAUUCGGUGCCGAGCUCGCCAUCAACUCCAUCCUCGGUGCUUACUACCUUUAUAACUUCCCUAAGCUCGGCCAAACUGGAACCGGACGAUGGGCCGCUAUGUUCGGUCUCCUGAACGUCGUCUUCCGUCCCGCGGGUGGUUUCGUCGCUGACUUCAUCUACAAUAAGUCUGGAAGCGUAUGGUCUAAGAAGAUCUGGCUCCACUCGUUGGCAAUUAUCUGCGGCUGCUUCCAGAUCGCGAUCGGUGUUCUCAACUCCAAGUCUCACUCUACUAUGUUCGGUCUGGUGGCUGGAAUGGCAUUCUUCCUCGAGGCUGGAAACGGCGCAAAUUUCGCCCUUGUGCCCCAUGUCCACCCAUUUGCAAAUGGUAUCAUCUCUGGCGUCACUGGAGCCACUGGAAACUUUGGUGGUAUCAUCUUCGCUAUCAUCUUCAGAUACUUGGGUGCGAACUAUGGAAAGACGUUCUGGAUUAUUGGUGUUGUUACUAUUGCUAUCAACUUGGCUGUUUGCUGGAUCAAGCCUAUUCCUAAAGGACAAAUCGGUGGUCGUUAAUGGGUUUCUGUGUAUAGCUUUUUGGGUUUUGGGUUUCGGUAAAAAAGGACAAAUCAUGUGAGGGUAUGGUCAAUUUUAAGAGGUGUAAAUACAUCUUUAUUAUCGUGCUUGCUUUGAGAUACCCGAAUAUAAAUUCUUCUGAG
Hyaloscypha bicolor E is the source of this 2109-nucleotide messenger RNA. Its product is annotated as nitrate transporter. NCBI's taxonomy places the organism in Eukaryota, Fungi, Ascomycota, Leotiomycetes, Helotiales, Hyaloscyphaceae. Bases 410 to 1966 code for a protein of 518 amino acids. The record is from RefSeq and is a predicted model, not a curated record. The transcript is spliced from 2 exons. Gene Ontology annotation, cellular component: membrane. Gene Ontology annotation, molecular function: nitrite transmembrane transporter activity; nitrate transmembrane transporter activity. Gene Ontology annotation, biological process: nitrate transmembrane transport; nitrite transport.